Molecule: messenger RNA, 3732 nt
Organism: Mytilus trossulus (common blue mussel)
Lineage: Eukaryota; Metazoa; Mollusca; Bivalvia; Mytilida; Mytilidae
Product: tyrosine-protein kinase HTK16-like
Exons: 18
Coding region: 282-2690 (802 amino acids)
Biological process (GO): protein phosphorylation
Molecular function (GO): ATP binding; protein tyrosine kinase activity; protein binding
Source: RefSeq, a predicted model, not a curated record
UAUACACAAUGAGAAACUAAUGCCACUUCAGCAAUUUGUCAACAAAAUUUAAUUUUAUAGCAAUGCCUAUUACAAAGCAUAAUGUUGUUUAGGUUUAGUUCAGGUAUUUCAUUUUAAAGAUAAUCAAUAAUACUGGUGUAAAUGUGUCGAGGACAAUCAUAUCACGUGACGAAAACACUACCCUACUAUGAACACGGAAGUAAAAACUCCUGUGUAGCAAACAAGUGCAAAAUGUGAAGUGUUUAGUAAAAUAUAGUGAAAAUCUAGAGCUAGGAAUCAAAAUGAGCAACGAAGAGGAAAAUGACACAAUUUACGCCAACGAGGACAUUACUAAAGUUGCAAAUAUCAGCAAACUCUUACAGAACGUGCACAUUGACAAACUUUUAGAAAAUGAUAAAAGGGAAAUAGAACGUCUUGAUGAAAAUGUUAAAUGGUAUCACAAGAAAAUACCAAGAGAUACAGCAGAGCAGCUGCUUAAGGAAGGUCUUGCCCAUGCUAACUUGGAUGGUAUGUUCUUGAUAAGAGACAGUACCAGUUCAACACAGGACUAUGUAGUUUCUGUCACACAUAAGGGCAAAGUCUAUCAUUUCCAGAUCAAAGAAAUCUACAAAGGACAUUACCAAAUUGAUGAAGGACCAAUAGUUCAUGGUCUUGACAAGUUAGUUCUUCAUUAUCAAUCAUCACCCAAUGGAUUAAUUACACAACUUACACAACAUUGCUGUGCAGAAAUACCACCAAAUAAGGCAAGACAGCUAGGUCAGACAAAUGUUUUACACAGGGCUGUUGUAGAAGGAAUACCAGACCAAGUUAGAAAAAUUUUGAAUCAUAGAUUAUGUCCUGAUAUAAAUGCUAAAACGUCAUGGGGGUCUACUUGUCUCCAUGAUGCAGCAAACUAUGGCUUUGAAGAAAUUGUGAAAAUAUUAAUUGAAAAAGAGGCUGAUGUUGAGAUGAUUGACAAAGCUGGGUUUACAGCACUACAUAGAGCAUGUGUGACAAACAGACCAAGUAUAGUCAAGAUUUUAAUAGAGGAAGGAAAAUCUGAUGUUCAACUGAGAUGUCCAAAAACUGGUUGGGUGGCAUUACAUGUUGCCGCGUACAAAGGCCAUAAACAUUGUAUACAGGAAUUACUGAACCAUCAUGCACCAUUAUUUCCCAGAGCAGAGGAUGGAUCUACUCCUUAUGAAUUAGCAAAGAGAUAUAACAGAACAGAUUGUUUACAAAUAUUAAAUUUUCCAGACUACAGAUCAAUAAGAACAAGAAAAGAAUUAUGGUUUCAUUCUCAUAUUGACAGGAAGACUGCUACAAUGUUAUUAGAAGCUCAUCAAAGCAAAGAAGGACUAUUUCUAGUACGGAAAAACAAGAAAGAUGUUAACUAUCAUGUGAUCACAGUGUGUCAUAAACAUCAUGUAUUCAAUUAUGAAGUCAAGGUUAAGGACUUUAGGGGCCAGUUAGUACAUUAUAUAGAUGAUGGACCAUUAUUUGAUGGCUUAGAGAGAUUAGUAGAACAUUACCACAGAACCAAAGAUGGACUUAUAACUACAUUAACCAGUGCUCUCUCAACUGCUGAAACAGUACAACCACUUAUAUCAGAGGAUCUUGAGGAUUAUUAUAAUGUUCCAGAUAAUGAUGAAGAUCGACCAAAAUUACCACCUCGCCAUGAUAGUCCUGCAGAAGAAAUAUAUGAAACGGCAGAUGAUGGGGAUGUUCCUGCAACUCCUCCACCUCUGCCCUCUAGUCAGCCUCCUCCAGUGAAAAAGAAUAUCUCAGUAGAACCAAAGGAACCGAAGGAAGAAGAAAAAGAAGUCUGGAAUAUAAUUGAUAAAAAAGACAUUAAAAUUUUGGAAAAACUUGGAGAAGGAGAAUAUGGAGAGGUGAAGAAGGGGAAAUAUACCAGGAAAGAUGCCAAAGGGAAAAAUGCACAUAAGAUUGAUGUAGCAAUAAAAACAUUUCAUGCUGAACUUGGUAAUGAUGCAGCAUUAAAGAGCAUAAAGGAGGAAGCUAAACUAAUGUCUUCACUCAAACAUGAAUGUAUAGUAGAAUUAUUUGGAGUUUGUGACUCACCAUUUAUGUUGGUGGAGGAGUAUAUACCUGAGGGUUCUAUGUUAGAUUAUCUAGUCAAGCAUGGUAGCAAGAAAGUGAAAGUAGACAGCCUUAAACUGUGGGCUACUCAGAUAGCCAAUGGCAUGCAGUAUUUAGAGAAGAAGAGAGUUGUACAUAGAGAUCUGGCAGCUAGGAAUAUACUUGUUAUGACUUUAAUGCAGGUAAAGAUUAGUGACUUUGGAUUAUCUAGAGCCUACUCUGAUGAGAGCAGUUAUUAUAAAGCCAGUAAAGGAGGUCGAUGGCCUAUAAAAUGGUAUGCACCAGAAUGUGUAAACUAUGGGAAAUUUACGCAUGCUACAGAUGUGUGGAGCUAUGGAGUAACAUUAUGGGAAAUGUUUAGUUAUGGAGAUCAACCUUAUGGAGACAAAAAGGGAAUUGAGGUAAUACAGUUCAUAGAGGAAGGCAGUAGACUUGACAAACCAGACGCAUGUCCUGAUGUGACUUAUUUCGAAAUGAAAAAAUGCUGGAUGUCUAAACCAGAGGAAAGGCCAACAUUUCAUGAACUGUCAAAUCAUUUUGAAACAGAAAAAGAAUAUGCUGACAUAAGAGACUUUAAAAGGAGCACUUCACAUUCAAAGAAGAAAAAAUAAUUUUAUUGAUUGUUUACUUAAUGUUAAAGAUUAAUGUGAUGCAACAUUUUUAAAUAUAUAUAUAUAUUCUAUCAAGAUCAAAAAGUUAUACUGGUCAUGUUUUCAUUUUAUAUUUUUAUAGAUAUAUUUUUUGAUAAAAAGAACCAUUCAAUUUUUUGAAUGUUGAUUAUGUGAGAAGGAUACUUAGUGUGUUGGAUAAUGUACAGAGGGUAAAUAAACAAACUAAUGACUUAUAUAAUAAAAGUCUGGUCAUGCUUAAAGACAUUGUUGACUUAUUGUGGUAGGGUAAAUAGCCAUACAAAAUUACAGUUUAAUUGAUACAGAAUUUUGAAAACGGAUUACUCAAGUUAUUUAAUUUCAAUAAUAAUAAUAAAGAGUCUCUGGCGAGUUUAUUAGUACUAUUUGAAUUAAACAUGUUAAAUAACGGGAGUUGAUAUCAAGCAAAAUCUUAUUUUCAUGAGUUGUUCAACCUAUUUCUCGUAUGGACAACACUCCUUUUGUUUUAAAUAAGUUAGUCUUGGCUUUUGCAAAUACCAGUAUGGUGUCAUAUGUCUAUUCAGGCAUACAACUUUAAUAUUAGACAUUUUAAAACAUUUUGUAUGCUUCAGACUGUAAAACAUUUUGUAUGCUUCAGACUGUAAAACAUUUGACAAAACGAAGAUUCCAGAUGAAAAGUGUGAGUGAUUUGUAUAUCAUUGAAGAAAUCAACAUUUUGGUUGCCAAAAUUGCUGUUUUUGUAUUUUUUCCCACAUAUAAGCUUUCAAUAAUUUUUUUUUAGCUGUAACUGACAAUCCAAUUUUCUGUAACCAAAAAAUGGCACUAGAUCAGGGUUGCAGGCUUGCAGCCAAUGUAUUUUUUUUUCUUAUUUAAAAUCCCUGACACAAUUUAAUUGGUGCUAAACAUAUAGUGUUAAUGUAUUGUUGAUUGUUUAUUAUUAAAAGCAUUUUUACUAUAAAUAAUGUCUUAAAGUGUUACUUUUCCAACAUUAUUUGUCAACCUAAUGCAGUAAUAGGUCAAAGUUAUCAAAUUGUUUAUUUUGAAU